AUGACGGCGCUUUCGCUGUUCCAUCAGCCUUCUUUUGGAAACAAGCUGACCAACAUCCCCUCGGUGACGCAGCUAGUUGCUUUGCUGGCCUCCAUCCUCUCCUUCUCUGCCCGAUACCGGUUUGAUCCUUCAGGCAACUCUGCCCGCCCAGAAGACGGCGAACCUCUGGAUGACUCGCUUGGACUGUCGCUUCCACCCCAGUACUUCGAAGCCUUGUCUCAGCAGUACGUCGAUGAGGCGCUAAAAGAACACUCCCACGACGCCCCGCCUCUGUGCGUUCUCCAAGCCCUUGUCCUACUUACUUUCCAGGAGUUGAUCAAAGGCGCCCGGGGGUCCGCUUGGCGGCGGCUGGGUGUCUGUGUCCGGGUGGCAUAUGAGCUCGAUCUUCAUCAUGUUGACCGAGGCAACACACCGGAGCAGACGGAUCCGCAAAUUUGGACCGAGAUCGAAGAGCGUCGGCGCACGUGGUGGUUCAUUUGGGAGAUGGACGUCUUUGCCAGCACGAUACGACGCUGUCCGGCCGCGAUCGACUGGAGGGAUAAUGAGACGCGGUUCCCCGUGUGCGACGAAGACUGGUUCGCCCGAACGUUUCAACCUAGCUGCUUCUUGGAAACGAAACCGCUGGACAGGUUGAGAGUGCUCCAGCAGUGCGGGACGCAGAGUCCGAAGGCCUGGUUCAUCGUGCUCAACUCUUUCAUGCUGGAGGGCCACAUGUUUUCCAAGUUUCGAAGCCCACGUCCUGGCGGCGGUAAGUACGGGCCUUCGCGGCCAGCACCCAGAGAUUCGGCCAAGGACAAUACCGAGAGCUUGGCCAUCCUGGCCAACGCACUCCGAUGUUUUGGUAUGGCUCUUCCCAAACGUCUCCGGCACCGGGACCAAUUCUUGAGCUUUGGUGACAACGAUCCGGCCACGCGCGUGGCGACCCGACAGCUGCACAGCGCCAUGUACAGCAUUCACGUCACGACGCAGCUGACGCGCAUGAUGAUCAACCACCAGGAUGCGUAUCGGGGGGCGCAACAGGACCUGCGCCUCAACGAGAACGACCAUACGGACGGGUCGGCGACAGCGGAGGGGGGGUCGGUCAGUCUGCACCUGGGCCCGACGAGACAGGGGAUGCAACAGUACAUCGAAGCGGCCGACGAACUGUUACACAUUGUGUCGCGCAGUUCGGAACAUCAUGUGCGCUAUGUGAAUCCGUUUCUGGCCAGCACCCUCUGGUACGGGGCGGUGGUGCAUCUGGGGUGGAAAGUGCUGGCACCGCCUCAUACAAACUUGGAUUUCAUCGAGUCCAAAUUUGCCGUGAUGCACAUGAUCCUGACCGAGUUUGCCAAUUUCUGGGACUUGCCCUCGACGUUGCAGGAGAACCUGUCGGGGGUGGAGGGGAAGUUGAGCCUCUUCACUCGGCAACAAGCACGUCGAAGCUCGCACAGUUCAGGCCGCGUGCGGAAUCAGGGCGGUAGUGGUGGUACAGCAGUGAAUCCUCCAAAUGGAACGUCGAGCACCACCGCUCUGACGACGGACGGGUCAUCAUCAUCAGCGUCCGAGGUACUGGCCGCCAAUACCAUGAUCAACUUGGCCAAUGAUCAGGCGCAACACGCGGGACGGGCAUCCUCGAUACCGCAUCGCCCUUCGACGGUAACCAACAACAGCAACCCGAACCCUGGUCCUGGUCCUGGUCCUGGCCAGGGGCCCGGGCCCGAAUCUACCGAUUGGCUUCCGCCGAACACUACCGGCAGCAGCUACUGUCGACGAGAUUCGCAAACGGUUUUCACGCCGCGUUCCAUCACUGUCCGCGGUGCUAACUCUAACUACCCUAACACCGGCGGCAGUACCGGCGGUGGGGGUGAUGACCAGUUCAUUUUCGAUGACUCCUGGCUGAUGACCACUAGUGGCAGUGGUGGUGGCGGCAGCAACAACAUGGCGGUCCUCAACGAGACAUUCCCAGCCCAAGACAAUGCUGCUCAUCCGCCACGCGGGCUAUGGGAUGACCUUCAAUUGGAUCUGGACUUUGCCAUGGAUCCAGAGAGUCUGUUCCAAGGUAUCAUGAAUUACAACUGA
Messenger RNA from Capronia epimyces CBS 606.96, 2058 nucleotides. RefSeq lists its product as uncharacterized. Gene Ontology annotation, molecular function: DNA binding; zinc ion binding. NCBI's taxonomy places the organism in Eukaryota, Fungi, Ascomycota, Eurotiomycetes, Chaetothyriales, Herpotrichiellaceae. The record is from RefSeq and is a predicted model, not a curated record. Gene Ontology annotation, cellular component: nucleus. The coding region runs from base 1 to 2058 and encodes 685 amino acids. Gene Ontology annotation, biological process: DNA-templated transcription. The transcript has a single exon.